CUUUCUAAGGUUAUCUACUUCUAAGAGGAUUCAUCUCCUUAUCUACCUAAACAAUUACAAUUAUUCAAAUAAUCAAUGAUUAUUAUAAGAUGAUUACCAUCGCACUCCUCGGGUGGUAACCAUAUAUAAUCCAUCAAGAUCCCUUUGUAAACCAUCCAAUCCUUUCCAAUGGCGAAGAUCUACCCUCAAGCUCUUCUCUCCACUUCAUCGUCCAAAAACAUGACUUCCAAAAGAGAAAUUUUUACAAUAUGGAUGAAAUCAUUAGUAUUCAAUGGCAAUGGUUGCACCAUCUUCGAUUCCGAUGGUCAGAUCAUUUACCGCAUCGACAACUACGAUAACAAGGGCAGCGAUGAAGUUUAUCUUAUGGAUCUUAGAGACAAAAUUCUAUUUACCAUACUUAGAAAGGUGAGAACAUCUACUUAUAAAUCGACCGAGUCGCUACCAGAUAGUAGGAAAGGCGGGCGGGCCAGCUUGCAAGAUUCAUCUGUUUAUGACAUGGACCGGGCUCGUUCGAACCUGAGUCAGGUAGCAACUCGACUGAGUCAGGUUGAGUCACCUUAUAAAGCCGAGUCGAUUCCGAGUGAGACUAGUCAUCAAUCCUUAGUACCUUGUGAUAAUAGCAUUUUCAAAUUCUAUUCAGUUGGUUCUAAUUUGUUAUUUGGAAUUUGUUUGUUUGGACAGCUCAAGCAGAAGCAAUCAAGCUCAGGAAUAGUGUUGGGAGACGAUGUAUUGAGCUUGGUGGUGGAGCCCAACACAGACCAUUCCCUUAUCAUGGGCCUUGUGGUGGUGCAUGGACUGAUCAAUCAUUGCAUGUGAAAACAUCUCACUCUUCAUACCUAAUCCAAAGAGUUCAGAUGCGGACUAGGCCGAGUAAAAUCAAGAUUUUGAGUAGCCCAUCUUGGUAGGCCCGGCCCAACCAUUUCAAAAUCCGGCCCCACACAACAUGGGCUUUGAAAAUGGUCUUUUUAACAUA
Messenger RNA from Magnolia sinica, 973 nucleotides. RefSeq names its product protein LURP-one-related 11-like. The transcript has 3 exons. Bases 169 to 816 code for a protein of 215 amino acids. The record is from RefSeq and is a predicted model, not a curated record. NCBI's taxonomy places the organism in Eukaryota, Viridiplantae, Streptophyta, Magnoliopsida, Magnoliales, Magnoliaceae.